Messenger RNA from Owenia fusiformis, 1303 nucleotides. The record is from the annotation of a GenBank genome assembly. Lineage: Eukaryota; Metazoa; Annelida; Polychaeta; Sabellida; Oweniidae.
CAGAUGACGAUGAAUGUACGUUGAACACUCAUAACUGCGACAUUAACGCUGUUUGUAGUACCAUUCCAGGAUCAUUCUCGUGUAAUUGCAAUCCAGGAUACUCCGGAGACGGUGUAACUUGUACAGAUGAUGAUGAAUGUACCUUGAACACUCAUAACUGCGACAUUAACGCUGUUUGCAGUAACAUUCCAGGAUCAUUUACGUGUAAUUGCAACCCAGGAUACUCUGGGGACGGUGUAACUUGUACAGAUAACAAUGAAUGUACCUCGAACACACAUAGCUGCGACAUUAACGCUGUUUGCAGUAACAUUCCAGGAUCAUUCUCGUGUAAUUGCAAUCCUGGAUACUCCGGAGACGGUGUAACUUGUACAGAUGAUGAUGAAUGUACCUUGAACACUCAUAACUGCGACAUUAACGCUGUUUGUAGCAACAUUCCAGGAUCAUUCUCGUGUAAUUGCAAUCCAGGAUACUCCGGAGAUGGUGUAACUUGCACAGAUGAAAAUGAAUGUACUUUGAACACACACAACUGUGAUAUUAACGCUGUUUGUAGUAACAUUCUGGGAUCAUUCUCGUGUAAUUGCAACCCAGGAUACUCCGGAGAUGGUGUAACUUGUACAGAUGACGACGAAUGUAACUUAAACACACAUAACUGUGACACCAACGCUGUGUGUAGCAACAUCCCGGGAUCAUUCUUAUGUAAUUGUAAUUCAGGUUACUUUGGGAAUGGAACACAUUGUGAAGUGGUUGGUCAUAAUCGUAGGCAGGGACGCGAUUAUCGACGCUACCAAGGUCAGAGGUUGAUAAAUCAUACCCUUGAUGUGGCAAGGUCAAGAUCGAGAAUUGACUGUGCUCGUCUUUGUAUCACAAAUCUUUCCUGUCAUGCUUUCAAUUUCAAUAAUAAUGGAGUCGCCCACAAUUGUGAAUUGCUGUCUUGUAAAAUGGAUGAUUCGCCGCCAUCAGAUAGGGUUAUUGAUACGGAGUGGAAUUAUUACGAUGUUCAGAUGCGUAUCGAGGAAUAAAACUUGAGACAGUUUUACAGACUAUCAACAUAUGAGCUCUUUGAGGUUCUAGAUAAAGGUUUAAUGUGUUUUUUUAGUUUUUUUUUAUAAAUCUUUCAUAAUUUUCAACAUUAAAAUCACGCCUUUCUUCGCAACGAAAGUGACAUCUAUCACAUGAAGUAGAUUUGCAUAUUUUAUCUCCAGUGGAUCAGUAUGUCUAUGGUAUACCUUCCAUCUGAGAAUAUGAAUCCUAUCGAUCUUAUAUAUUAUUCACCUGCCAUUAUUUAGAAUAUAUAUACUUGUAG